Molecule: messenger RNA, 881 nt
Organism: Chinchilla lanigera (long-tailed chinchilla)
Lineage: Eukaryota; Metazoa; Chordata; Mammalia; Rodentia; Chinchillidae
Product: translation initiation factor IF-2-like
Source: RefSeq, a predicted model, not a curated record
AUGAUUUUGCCAUCUCAUUUGAAAUUAAGGAGACCAUUUCAGCGGUACUAUAUCCCGGCAGUAUUCCGAACCUAUAAAAAGCAUUUGAAGUCUGGAAGCAAGUCUCCUUUGGACACAUGCUCGUCCAUUGGUCCAGACACCAUGACCUUUGAUCCCAACUCAAGAGAGCAUAACAUUGGAGAGUUUGUGGCCAAUCUGCUUAAAGAACUGCAUGGUGUCAGAGAUGGAGCUUUUUAUUCUGAACAAGUACUUCGACCACAAGGCCAGGCAUCAGUGCCACCCAAGCCAGCUGGUAAAUUGCUCUUGGAGGGAGAACCGAGAGCAGAGCUUGGGAAGAAUAACGUAGAUGAUCCCUUCCAGCCACCUCUGCAAGCAAGGUCCCUUACCCCCUCUUUAAGGCCCUUGCUCCCCUCUAGGUCUCCUUCCCCACGGCGGUGGGGAAACUCCCGCCCCAGAACUCGACCCCAGCGGCGCUCAGGGGCUCGGCCCCGCCCCGCGCGCCGAGCGCCCCAGACCGGGAACUUCCCGCUACUCCCGCGAGCCCGGGGCCCUCGCGCUCUGCGGGCGCCGACCCGACCCGGGAGGGGGCAGUGAGCCUGGGCUCCGCCGGCUGGGGUCCCCGCCGCGCCCCGCGCGCCUCCCAAGUCGGCCCCGGGGCUCUGCGGCUUCCGGACAGCGGCGAGGAGGACGGGGACCGUCCGCCGGUCCUUGGAUGUUCCGUCCCGGGAAGACAGCAAGUUGUGGAGUGCCCGGGACCGGGAGAGGAGGUGGCUGCCGCCCGCCGGCCAUGGACCAUCAUCUCUACCACAGAGGAUGGGAAGUUGAUGCCCAGUGAAACUGAGAAUCCAUUUUGCUACUAGAUACUCCCUCCUUUCCCAACU